GUGGACAAACGUGGAAUCGCGAUUUAUUUAUGCAGUGUAGCAUAAGUUGUACAUAUAGAUCGUAAUGGAUACGUUACUUUGUGGCAGUGAGUACUUGGUCUAAUGACUGAUAGCAUAUACUUCCUGUAUAUCGAAUAAAUUCUGGAAUCUUUUUCGCAUUGAAGUUUCUUAAGAUUGCAACGAUUUGUCUACGAAUGAUAUACCUGUCUUUGCACGCAAGCGCCAAAAGGCGCCGCCUGUCGACGCAGUUCGCAAUCGCUUGCAAAGCUUCCUACUGCAAGCUAGAGGAACAGGAAGUUUGUAUCAUCGGCCGAUAUGAGCGAGGAGAUCGAAAAUGCUGCGAAUUAUUAUAAUGUACAUUACAAAUCGGACGCCGAGUAUGUGAUAUACGUUGCUAAGACGAUGUUAACUAUAAUCGGGAUCUGGCCUAGGGACGACACGUACUUGGAUAACGUCGAGACAUACGUCCAAACAGGAAUCAUCUUCUUUCUCAUGUGUUUCCUGUUAAUACCGCACGCGAUUUAUACUUACAUGGACUGCGAAGAUCUGACGAGAUACAUGAAAGUAAUCGCAGCACAGGUUUUUAGUCUUCUGGCGAUCAUCAAGUUCUGGACGUUGAUCGUCAACAGAAGAAUAAUUAAAUUUUGCUUGACGAAAAUGGAAGUACAGUACAGGGACGUGGAAUGCGAAGCAGAUCGGUUGGUACUGAAGAAUAGCGCCAAGGUCGGUCGAUUUUUUACCAUGGUGUAUUUGGCCCUUACCUACAGCGGUGCUUUGCCCUAUCAUAUCAUACUACCCCUGGUGUCAGAAAGGAUAGUCAAGAAGGAUAACACCACUCAGAUUCCUUUGCCGUACCUCAGCAACUAUGUUUUCUUCGUGAUCGAAGACUCGCCUAUCUACGAGAUCACGUUUGUUUUGCAAAUGGUCAUUAGUACUAUUAUACUGUUUACGAAUUGUGGGAUUUACAGCUUGAUCGCCUCCAUAACGAUGCAUUGUUGUGGGUUGUUCGAGGUUACCAAUAGAAGAAUCCAGACGCUUACUUGGGACACGCGAAGUUUGCACGAUGGCGUCGUUGAUAUCGUUCAGUGCCAUCUGAAAGCAAUAGAGUACUCUGCACUGAUUGGGAAUUCGUUAAGUGUCGUAUUUUUGACGGAAAUAGUUGGCUGUACUGUCAUAAUAUGUUUCCUGGAAUACGGAGUGAUCGUGGAAUGGGAAGAACAUAAACCCUUCAGCACGUUGACAUAUUUUCUUUUAAUGAUAUCGAUCUUCGUAAACGUGUUUAUAAUAUCGUAUAUCGGUGAUCGACUUAAACACGAGAGUGGAAAAGUCGGAGAAACAACGUACUUUCUACCAUGGUACGAUUUUCCGGGAGAUAUUGUACAGGAUAUUAGAACGAUCAUAAUCAGAACUAGUCAACCAUCAGGUUUGUCCGGUGCUAAGCUCCUGGAUGUUUCGCUUCUAGCAUUUUGCGAUGUUUGCAAAACUUCUGCAACCUAUUUAAACUUUCUACGAGCGAUGACGGUGUGA
This is a messenger RNA of Eufriesea mexicana, 1527 nucleotides long. RefSeq lists its product as uncharacterized. The record is from RefSeq and is a predicted model, not a curated record. NCBI's taxonomy places the organism in Eukaryota, Metazoa, Arthropoda, Insecta, Hymenoptera, Apidae. Bases 316 to 1527 code for a protein of 403 amino acids. Gene Ontology annotation, molecular function: olfactory receptor activity; odorant binding. Gene Ontology annotation, biological process: detection of chemical stimulus involved in sensory perception of smell; sensory perception of smell. Gene Ontology annotation, cellular component: plasma membrane. The transcript is spliced from 5 exons.